CAGCCGCGAUGAAGUGUUUUGCGACAAUGAACUGUACUGUUAGUGACAGCAAAAGGGAAAAGCAAAUGGGUGUGUGUUCCGAUAGUACUGUACUUGCUAAUUCAAUAAAUAAGAUUUGAGGAAAAAUCUGAAGAACUUACUAUCCAACAGACAGGCUGAAGUUAUACAUAUUACCAAAAGUAGUAGAAUGGCAUCUCCACGACCCGUAAAAGGUAUUUUGAAGAACAAAAAUAGUGGGUCUAGAGGUAAGGCAGGCCCUCAACUACAGCAAGUCUCACCAGUGGAAACUGAGGAUCCAGGACUCCUGGACGAGAAGAAAUCGCAGAAAUGGGACGAAAUGAACAUCCUUGCAACCUACCAUCCUGCAGAUAAGGACUAUGGACUAAUGAAGAUUGAUGAGCCCAGUACACCCUACAACAGGAUGGUGGGAGAUGAGGAGGACGAGGGUGCUCUCAGUGACUCUGAUUCUAACACGGCCCUGACUGCGGAUGACCUGGCCAGAAAGCUGGCUGCCGCAGAGGGAGCCCAGCCCCGCUUCAUGAGGGAGGAGGAGGAAGAAGAGGAGGAGAGCAGUGAGGAAGAGGAGGAGCAGCUGAGCCCAGAAGAGCAGGCAAAAAAGAAGCAUUUUCAAAUGAUGAGGAAGAUGCACUACAAUGAGGGCCUGAAUAUAAAGAUGGCCCGGCAGCUCAUAGAGGAAGAGGACGAUGAAGACGAGGAGAUGAAGGAGGACACGGAAAUGGAAGAUGUCAGCGAGAACCCCCCACAGGAUGCAGAGUCACUGGACUUCUAGCCGAUGAAGCGAUCGGCCCUCUCAACUUUUUUAAGACUAUUAAAAGCCACAGAGUGCAGCUUCAGCGCUGGUGAGAGAGGACAACCCGCUGCUUCGUAUCCCUGCCAUUCACAUCCAUUAAUAAACACUGCUAUGUGAAGCAACAUCAAGUGCGUGAACCAACCAGCUCCUUGCUCUUCUGUUUUGAGGGCAGCUUUAAUGACCACUAAAAGGAUUGGAACUUAAAGGCUGUUGUCAGCCUAGACUUUCCUCAGCUUACCGCAGGGCUGGUCAGUUGGCUAGACUCUGCUGUAAGGAAUCUCUUUCACAACACCGCAAGGCACGAACUGGCUUGUUACUGAACUGUCAUAUUGUCAUUUCACCAGCAGCAAGAAGCAACAUUUGAGACACUGCGGAAUUCAUUCUUUUUCUCUUUUCUUUUUCUUUUAUUUUGUUGCUGUUUUCCAUCUUUAAAAAACCCCCAAAAAAACAAGAUGUGGCUGCAUUGGUUUCACACACCAUGCCAGUACAGAUGGAUAAUCUAGCAAAGCCUUUCUUUGAUUUUCAGUGUACAAAGCAAUGCAUGCUUAAGUGUGAUCACAAUUUGUCCUUUCGUUUUCCACUGGCACUACUGAUAUAUUUUUCCUUUAAAUUUCUAAAGGGGGCAGCACACAUAUGUAAAUCCUUGAAUUGUAUCAACUACUGACAAGUGGCAUUUCUGUCCCGAAUGUUGAAACUGCUGCUUGUAUAUCAUGCAGAGUUAUGACCUAUUAUUAUGGCCUGGCUAUGACCAACAUGAAAGGUAAUAUAGAAUAACGGCAAAAGCGGGCAUUUUAAUUUAAAAAUGUCAUUUGCUCUCCUUGUAUAUGAAGAGACUAAAAUGUUUUCCAUUUUUAACAUUUUCCAUCAUGUCUGUUUCCAUGAGAAAACUGAAAUGAAAUUGUCUUGAAUGCUCCUAUGGGAUAAAUGCUUUUAUACUGUAUUUAUUGGCAUAAAAAUGAAGACGUGCAAAUUAUCAGUUAGUCAUUUGAAUGAUCUUUUCCUCCGUCAUGUGAUUUGAAAUAUCUGACUGGGACAAUACUUGGGUAGUUAAUCUGUUUUAUGUACAGUCUGUUCAUGCACCAUACAUAUUACAAACCCCUUUCUUGAUCAGGUUACGUGGGUUUCUAUUGUAUGAGGCUUGCAAUGUUUUGGCACAUACCAGUCUGGAAAUGUUCAAAACUAUUGAGAUUGUUGAAAGGUACCGGUACCCGAAGUAUCGGCGGAAUAAACCUCACGGAACAAGUCC
Messenger RNA from Conger conger (European conger), 2057 nucleotides. Its product is annotated as protein phosphatase inhibitor 2-like. The record is from RefSeq and is a predicted model, not a curated record. Gene Ontology annotation, biological process: regulation of signal transduction. The transcript is spliced from 6 exons. Bases 188 to 790 code for a protein of 200 amino acids. NCBI's taxonomy places the organism in Eukaryota, Metazoa, Chordata, Actinopteri, Anguilliformes, Congridae. Gene Ontology annotation, molecular function: protein phosphatase inhibitor activity.